Messenger RNA from Aspergillus campestris IBT 28561, 1237 nucleotides. RefSeq lists its product as uncharacterized. The record is from RefSeq and is a predicted model, not a curated record. NCBI's taxonomy places the organism in Eukaryota, Fungi, Ascomycota, Eurotiomycetes, Eurotiales, Aspergillaceae. The transcript has a single exon. The coding region runs from base 256 to 924 and encodes 222 amino acids.
CCAUCAUCCAAGCCGCGUUUGAUGCUCAGUGGUUUGAUACUGGUUUGACCAUGGGGCUCAAUCCCCAUCAAUGAAUCCAUCAGAAGCUUCACAUAAUGGAUGAUUGAUCACCGUCAUCUAUAUAUUCCCCGUAGAACUCAUCAUCAUGGCUCAAUCAAUAUACUCCUCCUACUUACAUACUACAGCUUCAACUCACUCAACCAUCCUCCAUCUAACCAAUAACAAAAAAGAAGAAAGAAGAAAAGAUAGUUCAACAUGGGCCUCUUCUGCAAACCCACUCGCAGAAGGACCACCCCCCUUCUCUACACUUGGUCCCGCCAACGCAUAUCCCCCCGACCAGACAUCAGGGACCCCAACGUGGAUGCCACCGCCGCCGCCGCUGCUCGCGUCUCCUACCGGGGUUCCUCGAGCUUUUCUCCCUCUCCCGGCGUGAGAGUCAGCGCGACGGCACGCGCAGAGCGACGUGGUGUGAGGGGAGAGCCUUCUCGUUACCGCGCUGAAGGUCUAGCGGAGACGUUCGACGGUGCAGGCCCUAGCUCGGGCUUGGGUUUGCGCUCGCACACGCGCCCUCCUCGACGACGUCGCGAACAGAAACUCUACGCUACGUCGGGGGUGGAUGAUGGCUGUAAUGGGUGCGAUGGGUGUUAUUUGCCGGAACGGGGAUUUGACCAAGAGGCCAAGGUCGCUUGCUGCGAUGGCUGUUGUUCCCCCUCUUUCUCCACAUCUGCCCCCUGCUACUGCUGCUAUUCAGGGCGCCGCGGGGACUGGUGCCCUGAUUGUGAGCAGGCUCCUAGCUAUGAUCGUGGUCGUAUUGGGAGUCGACUAGAUCGCUGCUGUGCUGCUGGGGUGGGCUGUUCCGGGGACGCUUGUGCCUACGAGGCCGGACUGGACUGUGCGGGUGGUUGUGAUUGUUCGGCAUGCUGAUGUUGAGGUAUUACAUUUGUGCUGAUAACGUAUUAGAAGGGUCGGCGUUUGGUUAUUUUAGAUCUGUGCUUUUGGGUGGUGUUUUCCUUGUUGUAGUGUUUGACAUGGUAUGGGGAAUAAAUUGUAGCUCAAGACAGGGACCACCAGUUGCGUCAUAGUGAUCUGCCCCUGAUAGUUCGCCCGUUUGGACCGAGGUUGGCUGCGUCUAGUGCUGUUUGCACCUCGCAUUUAAUGAAUCCACGGUUGGGUUGCCAAUAUUUUGACAAAGCUGUAUAUAUUAUAUUGCAGAAGAAAGAAUACAACAAUAAAUGAG